AUGUGGCUAGCGCAGCAUGAGAUUUCUAUCUUGGGAGCUUAUUUUCUGACGUGUCCUUUGAAAUCAAUGGUCCGAAUUGUGCGCAUUAAAGUUUUUGGCGAGCGACACUUUAUGAAGGUUUACACUCACAUUGAUGAGGAUCGGACACACUUUGACAUCUAUGUGUCGCUCCUUCGAAGGCUCGGCAGUAACUAUCUGAUAAUGAAUUUUAAUCUGCGUCUUAAGUCCGAGGGCGCGACGGAUUUUCAGAAGAUAAUCGAUAUGAAAGGCGUAAAUUUUUGUAAAUUUCUAAUGGACCCUUUGCUGCAGAAUUUCUUCCGUAGUGAGAUUCUUCUAUGCCCCGUAAAAAUUGGAAAUUACUCUAUCAUGAGAUUGGAAACAGGCAAAGUGAUCGAUCCACACGUUCUCAGCAGAGGCACCUACAAGUUCUUCGUUGAGAUUGUGGAGGCCACUGGUGAGAUACCCAAGGUGUUUGCCAUGCAGGUGAUUUCGCAAAUAACUUGA
Messenger RNA from Drosophila grimshawi, 504 nucleotides. RefSeq lists its product as uncharacterized. Lineage: Eukaryota; Metazoa; Arthropoda; Insecta; Diptera; Drosophilidae. The transcript has 3 exons. The record is from RefSeq and is a predicted model, not a curated record. The coding region runs from base 1 to 504 and encodes 167 amino acids.